AUGUCUGAUCCAUUUUCGGUCGCAGCUGGCGCCGUCGGUGUUAUUUCACUGGGCAUACAGCUGUGUAAAGAGAUCUCUUGCUGUACAAAGGCCUGGCAGGGCUACGAUGAAGAUAUCCAGAGCAUCGGCCUCAAAGCCGAGUCACUUAAAAUCCCUUUGAAGAGACUCCGAGAUCUGGUCGAGGACACCCGACUGACCGACCCUGAAAUUGCGACCGAUAUUAAUGAAAAGGCGAUGGGCCUCGACAGUCAGGUAAAAAGGCUUGAGAAGAAACUCAAGCUAAUCAAGCCUGUAUUCUCUGACAAACCCACCGACAAAUUCCGCAACAAGCUUAAAAAAGUUGCUUACCCGGUUGUCACGCAAGACUGUCUACAGGAUAUUCGGGGCAAUUUGGAUAGUAUGCAAUCGACGAUACAAAUGACAUUGGCUAUAUUCAAUGCCCAGCAGGCGCAGAAAUCUCAAGCCACGCAAGAAAAGAUGGUUCAACUGAUCGAAGAAAUGGUAACUUUCCUUACCUAA
Molecule: messenger RNA, 519 nt
Organism: Penicillium subrubescens
Lineage: Eukaryota; Fungi; Ascomycota; Eurotiomycetes; Eurotiales; Aspergillaceae
Exons: 2
Coding region: 1-519 (172 amino acids)
Source: RefSeq, a predicted model, not a curated record